AUGUCGUCAUAUAAUCUUAUCAAUUGCAGGACAGGAAGGUAAUUAUGAAUUAGGCAAUUGCUAUGGAAACAUCUCAGAGUGCGAAGUACUGAAUUGUUCAAGGUUCGUUUUGACACCUGAAGAAUAUUUUCUAAAUGACAAUUUUACAGUGACGGAUUUAUUAUCUAAUAAAUUAUACAGCAAUGGAGAAUUUAAAAUAUUGGAUGAUAGUCGAAUUGAAUUGUGUGCCCAGUAUCAGGUUACGGAAGAAAAGUUCUCUAGCAUCGUCAGAUACAUCACACUUCUGGGGCUUGGGGUCUCCGUGGGGUUUCUUAUUCUUCAUCUCGUGGCCUUCGCCACAAAUGCCGUGCACCGGAACAUAUCUGGGAAGAACCUGGCCUCUCUUUGCACGGCUCUGAUUUUGGCGUAUGGAAAUUUCGUCAUUGGUCAACUCGUACAAGUUGGAGGCACAACCUGCAAGAUGGUAGCAGUAGUUACGUACUACAGCUUCCUCUCAUCAUUCUCAUGGCUGCUGGUGAUGGCCUUUGACGUGUGGCGUACCUUACGACUCUCAACCGUGCACCUGCGCGUUGUGUCCACAGAGUCUCGGUGGUAUAUUUUCGCCAGUUACUGCGCACUUUGCUGGAUCGUUCUGCCAGGAAUUCUCGUUUCCACGGCCCUUUCUAUGGAGUACUUUCAAGUCGACUCCGCUUUCUGGCCAGGGUUUGGUGUUCAAAACUGCUGGUUUGGAAAACGUAAAGCGUUAAUAGUCUUUUUCGCCAUCCCGGUUGGCGUCAUAAUGGUGAUGAAUAUUGCAUUCUUCAUAUCCAGCACGCACAUGAUCUGCGCAACGACAUUAGCGCAGUCUAACAAGAGUUCCAGCACUCACAGAGACUACAAACUCUUCGCACGCUUAGCUCUCCUCAUGGGUCUCACCUGGAUAAUAGGGUUCAUUGCUGACUACUUGAACUCCGAAGCAAUUUGGUACAUCUUCGUGGCUCUAAAUGCUUUUCAGGGAUUCUUUAUCUUCAUAGCUUUCACCUGGACAAAGAAGGUGAGGAAUCGAUGGAGAAUACAAGUUUCCAGAGACACUAAAUCAAAGUAUGCGGAAAAAGAAGUGACCUGCUGGACCUGGAGAAGUAGCAGGACAAUAAAUACGGAGACCUCCGACUAAAAUAUGGAACCCUGAUGAAAAAGACAUUCAUUCCCAUACCUGCACUCAAAGUCUUAUGAGGUUGAAGAUAUGGCCUCGUAUUGACUCGUAAAUAGCUGCAGAACACAAAAAUUUUCUUUGCACCAAGCGACAACAACAAAAGUUCUGUGAAUCAAUUAUCAGUAUCUGAACUAAUGGUUAAUUAGCAAAGGUCGAUAAAUAUUUAUACGCUUGUUAUUUCUACAUCAGUGUUUUAUGGCAGUUUCUAUAAGCCCCAUGAGAGGGGCUUCGUGUGUUCAUGGCGGCGGAAGAUAUGAUAAAAUUUGUCUUUACCAGUGGUUAUUAACAUGUUAGGCACAGGUAACCCUAAAACUUAACCACUAAAUCAAAACUGCAGUUUUCCUUCCUGAAUACCAGAGAAAUGUACUUUAAACUUAUUUAAAUAAGAGGUUAGUUUUUCAUAAAAUGAAAACGAAGAAAACAUGUUAAAUUUUUCAUGUGAAUAUCUCAGCGUAAAUGUUUAACUGCUUUCGCCUGUGUACUUUCGAGAUACAAAAUUUUGUCACAGCUAAUGCGUAAGUCAGUCCGUCAUUAAAACUCAUUUACGUUCUAUUUCUCUGUCUUGGAGAUUCUGGUAACCUCAGUCAGAUUUUUAAUAUAGAAUUUCUACAUAAGGACAAAUUAAUAGUGACUAAAAAUAUACUAAAUCCAGUAUUUGAGACGAAUUUUUAUGUGAAGGCAUUAGUUUAAUUUAGAGACAGCCCUUCACGUGUAAGAUACGGAAAUGAUUCAGCGUUUAAUUGAAACACAAAAUCGAGAAAUACCAGAUCAGGAAGGGGAAGGAGGGGGAGGAGAUGAGAUGCAGUUGAAUAGAUGAAGCUGUUCAGUUGUCCAGACUAAGGAAUAAAUGGAGAAUGCAAUUUAAGUAACAAGUGGUUAUGCAUAAAUGGGGAAAUAGCGUAUAGAUAAACAAUAAAUUACACAAAUAAAGCUAUGUGUAACAAAAUCCAUAGUUUUUCUUAAAAUCAAAAAUACCGCAUAACUUUGGAACCCUCGUUCGUGCUUCAUAACGAAUGAAUGUAAUAACAUUUAUCAGAAGUAUGAAUUUAAGUCUACAGGAAUGUAAGUUAAUGACUACGUAGACACUUACUGCAAAAAUUUCAGACAGUUAUUGAACACCUCGUAUUUCUAUAUAUUUCGUCUACAUGUCAUAAACGGAACCUGUAACCAAGAGUGAGGAAAAUGUCAUAAGUUUAGAAACUUAAGUGGAAGCUUUCUUUUGUGUUACAAUGAUGUGCUAUCAUUAAUAUCAUUGUCAUAAUACCGAUUUUUUUCAGUUUAAUAUCCCACGCAAAUAUGAAAUGAUUUGAUCUACUUUAAAUUUAAGAACA
Messenger RNA from Zootermopsis nevadensis, 2523 nucleotides. RefSeq names its product putative G protein-coupled receptor Mth-like 11. Gene Ontology annotation, molecular function: G protein-coupled receptor activity. The record is from RefSeq and is a predicted model, not a curated record. NCBI's taxonomy places the organism in Eukaryota, Metazoa, Arthropoda, Insecta, Blattodea, Termopsidae. Gene Ontology annotation, biological process: cell surface receptor signaling pathway; G protein-coupled receptor signaling pathway. Gene Ontology annotation, cellular component: membrane.